Plectropomus leopardus (leopard coralgrouper) is the source of this 758-nucleotide messenger RNA. NCBI's taxonomy places the organism in Eukaryota, Metazoa, Chordata, Actinopteri, Perciformes, Serranidae. The record is from RefSeq and is a predicted model, not a curated record.
AUUUGGCAGAGGUGAAUUUGCAGCUCUGCCGGAGACAGUCUCGGCUAACAUCGCUCCGUUUGAAAUCUUCCUCUUGUCCUUUUCUCUCAGCGUGGAGCGCACUAACUGGAACGUGGAGGACGAGGUGGAGAGCGCCGUGAGGCCCCCCAGCGCUCAGGAGGCGUCCCUGAGACUCCAGUGUAACGGUCUGAGUGAAGACUCCAGCUCCGAGACCAGCAGCUACUCCGAGAACAGCAGAACCACCUCGGGCUCGUCGGUGGGCGGCGUCCCACAGGUGACGGUGGCCUACCUGAGCCCUCUGGUCCUGAGGAAGGAGCUGGAGAGUCUGCUGGAGAACGAGGGCGAGGCGGUCCUGGCUCAGCCUCAGUUCCUGGAGAACCACUCCAUCAUCUUCUGGAACCUGGUGUGGUACUUCCAGCGCCUCGGCCUGCCCAGUAACCUGCUGCAGCUGGUCAGAGCCUCGCCACUGGUCAGCCAGUUCACACAGGUGACUCAAUUUGGCAGAGGUGAAUUUGCAGCUCUGCCGGAGACAGUCUCGGCUAACAUCGCUCCGUUUGAAAUCUUCCUCUUGUCCUUUUCUCUCAGCGUGGAGCGCACUAACUGGAACGUGGAGGACGAGGUGGAGAGCGCCGUGAGGCCCCCCAGCGCUCAGGAGGCGUCCCUGAGACUCCAGUGUAACGGUCUGAGUGAAGACUCCAGCUCCGAGACCAGCAGCUACUCCGAGAACAGCAGAACCACCUCGGGCUCGUCGGUGGGCG